Aedes albopictus (Asian tiger mosquito) is the source of this 3131-nucleotide messenger RNA. RefSeq lists its product as uncharacterized. The coding region runs from base 1539 to 2171 and encodes 210 amino acids. The record is from RefSeq and is a predicted model, not a curated record. The transcript has a single exon. Lineage: Eukaryota; Metazoa; Arthropoda; Insecta; Diptera; Culicidae.
UUUCCAAUUCGCAUUAUUGCUGGUGCCAGAUGACUGGAAGUGGGUGGUCGUGGUGAACGGUGCUGCCUUGUGAGACCGGAACGGCGGCGGCUUCAUUUCGGUUUCAUUUAUAUUUUCCAAUUUUCUGCAUGCUAGUUAAUUAAAUUUUCUCGUCAUUGCUAAAGUUUCUUUGGAAGUUCAAUUCUUUCUUUGAUUUUUAGUAUGUACAGGUGUGAAGUUAAAGUUAAAGUGACAAGCAACGCGAAUCUUUGAAGCAUUCCUGGAGCAAACUGAUCAGGAAUUCCUAAAGAAGUAUCAAAAGGAUAUCCUGCAGGACUAAACCAGGAAUUUCUGGAAGUAACCCAAGAGGAACUCCUGAUUUCUGGAAUAAAUCUGGAGAAUUUCUUGAGAAAAUCCUGCAGGAGUUAUUUGAUAAAUUCCAUCAACACAUCUUGAAUGAAUCCCAGAAAGAAUUUAAAGAGGUGUUGGAUACUCGAUUGCUCAGGGAUUUUUCACACAUAAAGAGGGAGAAUUGUUGCACUUACCUUGUAGCAGCACCAACGGAAGCUCAUCACCUCGCGAUCGACGUGCCGACGGCCGUGCACUUCAUAGUCACCGAUUCGGAGAUGGAAGACCGAUAGCUGUACACGUUACAGCCACAAGCCAGGGAAAUCCGGUCACACCUACAGCCGUGCUCGUCACAGCUACCAGCGAUCGGGUCGACCAACAACAGCCGUACUCUACAGCUACAGAUGGAAGCACAGGAACACACCACCAGCAGCCGCGCACACCGCCACUACCAGCUUAAUGAUGCAGACAACCACACUCGCCACGAUCACCAGCGUGGGUUCACUCUCGAAUGAUCAUGGCUUUGCGCCGAACUCGUAGAAGCUGCCCGUUGUCGCCCGUUUGCCGACGAUCACACGUGGGGGAUGCCAAAAAAAGAAAAUUAUUCCGCAGAAAAAUUACUCCUGAAUAACCAAGUGCAGAACUCUUGGCAUCCACUCCACGGUAUCACGACGAGCAAACACGACGAUGACCACAGGAAUUCCUUCCAAUGCGACACUGAGCAGGUUGCAACACGUCCGCUUUCGGUCCACCAACCUCAGGAGAAGCACCGCUGCUCACACACCCCCACACUCGGAGUAGGACGGAAGACAACGUUUGAGCCGAUCGCCGGGUUGACCGGGCUCGUUCACCUUUAUGUUCGCUUCGGUUAAGUUCAAGAAAAACUCUUUUCAACUUUUCGCUUUGACCCGUUCGCGUUGGAUGUUUAUUCAAUACUGAUGCUGAUGAUGACAAUGAGAUUUAAUUUAUACUGUAGUUUGCGUCAGACGGCUCUUGCUACGCGACAAUGUUAGCUCCGCCCAUUCGAGCCAAUCCGCUGGAAAGCGUCGCGCUGUCGUCGAUAUUUAUACGGGAGGGCGACCCGCUACCCGCAUCAUCAGUUUCAAUUAGUUCGUUCGACGAGUCGGACGUAUUUCUUCGUUAACAAAGUUUUCCCAUUCGUUGGUUAAAGAAAAAUCCUCGCGUUGUACUCCGGUGCACCCCUAUUAAAAAUGGGCAAAGGUGGCCCGACAAAUAAGCGUCACGCCGACGGUGAAGUCGACACCAGCACAGCGAGCAAGCGUUUGCUCCAAACCAAUAAAUUCGCCCCCCUCGCGGCGGAAACAUUCGAGAAGGAAGAGCAACUACCACCGUUCUACACAACAGGUUUUCCCGAAAACUUCGGUGCAGACAUUGACUACUACGUCAAGAACGUCAAGAAGAGCCUCAAAGUUUCCCACCAUCGGUGCACGGACGGAUAUAAAAUUACCGUUCCCGCCGUCAACCACUAUCGUGCGGUGGAAGCACUUCUCAACAAGAAGAAGAUUCUAUACUUCAGCCACGAUAUGGAGGCCGAAAAGCCAUACAAAGCCAUCGUGGGGGGUCUGGAUGACAUGGAUCCCUUUCUCCUUGAAACGGAGCUGAAGGAGGUCGGUCUUGAACCCCUCAAAAUCUUCAAGAUAAAGCGCCAUAACACCAAUGCCCGGUACCGCGAUCAGCUCGACCUGAUCCACUUCCCGAAGAAGAAAACCAGCGUGAAGGAUCUACGGAUCUACAAGAAGUCCACGCGCUCUCCAACCAUAUCAUCCAAUGGGAACGGUACAAACCGGUGUACAAGGAGGUCACGCAGUGCACAAACUGCCUGAGCUUUGGCCAUGGGGCCAAAAACUGCCACAUACAGAGCCGCUGCUCUAACUGUGGCGAGACACACCCCUCUUCCAGCUAGUUCAACGAGCCGCUCAUGCCCCAAGCGGUCCGAGUUUAUCCAGUUCAUGAAGCAAGUGCAGCAGCGUAAUCGCCGACCGAAGAAGCAGGAAACCAUCGAUCUCAGCGGCUUCCCGGAACUGCUGCCACCCAAGAGGCCCAUUCCGGUCCUCGAACCGCUCACGUCGAGCAACACACAGCGAAAGAACACCCAAAGCGGCUCCCCUCCUGGCUUCUGGGGAAGCACGCCCUCAAGCUCGUUCCAACUAGGACACACUCCGUCGGCGCCUCCGCUCACGGACGGGUUGACCCAAGUCAUCAACCAACUCGCAUCGCUGGUAACGGAGAUGCAAAAAAAUGAUAUUGCAGAUGACGCAAUUUUUCAUCCGUUGUAACAUUCAACCUUAAAAUCCUUAAUUGGAACGCCCUCUCCAUGGCGAAGAAACAGCCGGAACUCGUUAACAGGACGAGCACCCAAAUCGGCGGCGGCGUAGCUGUUGCAAUCAAACGAGGACUCGAAUACAGGACGCUGCCUGAUCUUCUCCUGUGUACCAUCGAAGCUGUCGGGUUUGAGCUGCCUUCACCCGACGGACCGCCAAAAAUCAUUGCUGCCUACUGCCCUACCCAAUGCCGGAAAACCGAUGGCUCUUCGCUGCGCCUCUACAAUGACCUACAGAAAAUAACCCGUUGGAAGAGUAAUUUCAUCGUCGCUGGAGACUUUAAUGCUCGCCACGCCCUGUGGGGAAAUACGCGUGCCAACAGGAACGGCACCAUACUAGCGGAACAUCUCCAAGCAGGACAGUACGUCACCCUCCACGCAGAUUCACCAACAUUCUACUCACCAGCCGGUGUCAGAUCCUCGAUGGACAUCGCUCUAGCGAACGUUGUGAACGUUUGCUCAA